This is a messenger RNA of Gymnodraco acuticeps, 5614 nucleotides long. RefSeq names its product centrosomal protein 162 (gene cep162). Gene Ontology annotation, biological process: cilium assembly. Gene Ontology annotation, cellular component: centrosome; axonemal microtubule; centriole. The record is from RefSeq and is a predicted model, not a curated record. NCBI's taxonomy places the organism in Eukaryota, Metazoa, Chordata, Actinopteri, Perciformes, Bathydraconidae.
GUGGAAAGCUACUUAAUGGUCAGCUGUCUGGGUUCUCAUUGGCUGAUGGAGAGGACAGUUGUGUUGCUAUGUCUCACAGACUAACCAAGGAUCAGCUGGAUGAACAGUUUGAGCUGUUCUUGAAAGAGUCUGUUUCAGAUGAAUCUGAGAAGCAGCUGGGUGCUAACAGCAGCCAGACAUCGGCCCGGAAACCAAAAGCGUCCUGGCGGCCGGAUGAGGAACCCAGCGGGGGGGGAGCAGUGAGAGGACUGCUGGGAUUUGGGAAAACUUUCCGGAAGUCUCUGAGGAAGCCUGUUGAAGAGGAGGAGGAUGAUCCAGGAGACGCUGGUUUGAAGGAAGUCAGUCCUGAAUCAGCCCUUAUCAGCUGUGCCAAUGCUGAGCUAGAGGACUCACUGAUGGUACCAGCUGGGAACAUGACAGUUAUUGGCUUGGACACCAUAGAAGAAGAACAGGAGAAGGCCAGGUUCUUUGCCCAAAUUGAGGCGGGGGCUUUAUCCACUAUAGAUUACUCCAAGCUGAACAGAGCGCUGGACUCAACAAGCUCUACCCUCGCUACUCACCACAGGGAAGCUGAUGCAGAGGGGAAGCAGAGUGAAGAUCAGAGGAGAGUCACAGAGAUCAGCAGGGAGUCUCCAGCCCUUACAGGAUCUCCACAUUACAGUGAGGAUUUUGAGGAAGAGGAAAACGAGAAAGAGCCGCUGGAGGAGAAACCGAAGAUGUCUUCAAUUCUUGCCAAAGUUUCUCUGCAUGAUUCCCUGGAUGACACAGAAGACAGAAGAAAGGACUCAGCAGGGUCACUGGACAGAGGGCGGGCCUACGUGCAGAGUGGAGGCUCAGAGAUGGAGGCUGUCCAUGAGGCCUACAGGCAGAUCCAGGUUGUGGAGGUUUCAGAGGACCAUCAUCUCCAUUAUUCUUCUCUGGAAGGGAGGGUGGGCAUCACCAUCACCCCCCUUCCUCAACACAAGCAGUCUCUUCAGCCAGCUGAUACCAAUGAGUCAGAGCUCCCCACAGCAGAGGAGUUGAUGAGACCCAUCCGUCCGGAGCAGGAUGAUGUCAGAGGCUUCACCCUCCAGCCUGUCAGUGCUGUGGGAUUCAUACAAGAGCAGACAUCCUGCUCCUUUCUAAAGACUUCUCCAGAGUCCCUACUCAAGAGACAAGGACAGACUGACCCUGUUCCAGAGAUAAAUGGAGGCACAGGAUUGGCUAGCCUCCUGUCCAGCUCUCCAGACCCCCCCAACAAGACGUGGAGCAUCAGACAGGAAGUAGAGAGGCUGAUUCAGGAUGAGAACAAAUAUUCUGCUGACACGUCCUCUCGGGGCGGUAGAGCUAAGAAUCAACAGGCGUCCCAUGGCUCCAUUGUUUCUCUUUCCUCUACAUCUUCAGUGAGGAAGCUCGCUGUGGCUCCUGUGAGAGGCAGGAGGGUGGAGGGGAGGACAGGGGGGGGGGCCUGCAGAGCUGCAGCCAAAACCCAGACCUCUGUCCCCCGUCCUCUGCAGCGUCCGCAAGAAAAAGCCAAAUCCUCAAAGAACCAACUAAAAGACGACCACACAGAUCCUGGUGUGAGGGUGAGCAGUGAGUUAGUAGCCUCUGUUCAGUCCUUGGUGGCCGUCCUCCAGCAGCAGAUACACACUGGCAGUCACCAAGAGGCUACACACACACAGGAAGUCAGAAGUCCUCAAGAAACCGGACUGACACAUCAUCUUCCAAACAAAAACAGGGAGGAGGAGCUGAAGAUGCAGCUGGCUCAGAAAGAGAGGAAGCUGCAGCUGAUGAAGGAAGGAGCAGAGGAGAUCACCUCACUGAAGCAGCAGAACUACCUCCUGCAGAGCAAGCUGCGAAGUGCAGAAGACGAAGGUCAGAAGAAGAAACGAGCGGAGGCCUCUGACUCUGCCUCUGGGGAAAAGCUCCAACAGCUUGACAGAGAAAUGAAAGAGCAGGAGACGCUCAUCAAAGGAUAUCAGCAGGAGAAUGAGAAGCUGUACCUGCAGAUGAAGGCUCAGCAGGCGCAGAGUAAAUCCAACGAGGAGGCCAUGUUCAAUGAAAACCAGAGGCUGCUCAACGAGCUGGCCUUCACUAGGGAGGAGAUGAAAAAUACCUCCAGGACUGUUGGAAAUGUGUGUUUGAUGGAUCACACUCAGCGCAUUACUGACUUGUUAGCUCAAAAUAAUACAUUUCAGAGGAAUGAAGACACACUGUGCGAGGAUGUCCGCAGAGUGAAGCAGGAGAAGCAGGCUCUGGAGGUGGACCUGCAGCUGAUGAAGAAAGAGAGGGACCUCGCUAAAGCUCAGGCCGUGUCUGCCUCAGGUGAUAAGCCCUUUGAUAUGCGCGUGUUGGAGGAGAAGCACAGAGAGGAGAUGUCGUCCCUGAGCAAAAAGCUGCAGUGGUUUGCAGAAAACCAGGAGCUGCUGGAUCGAGACGCUGGCAGACUGAAGGCUGCUACCACUCAGAUUCACCAACUCAAAGAGCAGGUAGAAAAACUGAAGAGUGAUGUGGGCAAAAGAAGCAGCGAGGCGCAGACAAAGACCAAAGAGAAAGUAGUGGAAACUAAGAGGAUGCAGGACCUGCAGCGACAGGUGAAGGAGCUGGAGCAGAUACUGAGGCGUAGAAACCCAAACUCCCUGCCGGCUCUGAUCUACGCUGCAGCCACAGCUGGAGGGGCAGAAGAGGGGGCUAAUGGGACGUCCCCCCCCAGCAGAAUCAGUGCUCUGCAGGAGCGCAGGAUCCAGCGCCUUGAGGCCGAGCUGGAGGGCCACGAUGAGGGGGCCAAACGCAGCCUGAGGGCCAUGGAGCAGCAGUUCCUCAGGAUCAAGCUGCGCUAUGAGCAGCAGAUCUCACAGCUGGAGCAGCAGCUGGAACCCAAACUGCAGCUGGACAGUGGAGAGUCAGCAGAGGGGGCGGAGCUGUGGAGGUCUCAGGUUCAAACCCUGCAGACAGAGCUGCAGCAGGUGAAGCAGAGCCAUCAGGAGGGAGUGAAGUCUCUCCAGGAGCAGAUAGAGUCCCUGCAGCAGCAGCUCAAACACAAGCCUCAGCCCAGUCCGGGGCGGCACCAGCGCCAGGCCGAGGCAGCCUCUGGGCUCCGGAUCGAGCGUCUGAACAAAGACCUGGCCCUGAAGACCCAGAGCGUCCAGGAGCUGAGCCGCACUGUGGACCGGCUGCAGAGGGAGAGGAGCCGCAUGCUGUCUGCCCCCCCCCCAGCAGAGAGCAAACGACCCGCAGCUAAAAGCCUCAGUUCUGCUGCUGGGGGGGAGACCGGUGGGGGGGAAACCUUUCCAGCUGCUCAGUAUGAGAAGACCUACCAGCCCACUGUGUUCACAGGCUGCCACAUUUCAGAGGUGGUGCAGGAGAGCGAGGCUCUGAGGCAGCAGGUGGAGCAGCUGAAGCUGCAGAGGGAGGGGCUGACUGCACAGGCUGAACUCGCUGAGGAGGAGCUGAGCAGGGUGAAGCAGCAGGGUGCAGAGCAGCUGAGCUCCAUGAAGGCGGAGCAGCUCCGGGCUCUGGACACGCUGCGGGUCGGCUAUGCCCUGGAACACUCUUCUUCACGGGUGGCUGAGCUGACCAAUCAGCUACACACUCAGGAGGUGACGGUGAAACACCUGAAAGAGCAGCUGCAGGAGCUGCAGGGAGCCAAAGAUGCUCUCACUGUCUCCAGGACCAGAGAGGACGCUCUGCAGAAACAGCUGAGCAGACUGCUGAAGGAUCUGAAGGAAGCUAAAGAGGCUCAGAGCCCCGAGGGGAAGCUGCUCAGCGGUCUGGAGAGGAAGAUCCUCGACAUGGAGCUGCGGCACCAGAGCAGAGAGAGGAAGCUGCAGCAGGUGAUCGGGGGCUCCUGGCAGACCCUGGACUCUGGUCAGCAGACGGAGGUGGAGGGCUGGAAGCAGCUGGCUCAGCAGAAGAGCAGAGAGGUGGAGGCCUUCCGUCUGGAGCUGGACUCCAUCCUGGACAUCCUGAGACACCUGCAGAGACAGGGGGUGGUCCUCCCUCCCCCCCCCUCACCUCUCAGCAUUACAAUGAGUUCAGAUGACAACAUUCGAUGCACAUAUCAGAGACAGACAAUGCGUACUAGGAGCAAUGCUUUAAUACAAAUAAAUAAAAGAGUAAAUGAAUAAAGAUACUCAGGUGUUGUUGGGAUUUAGAGUCGGAUACAUUUCAAACUGAGUCUGUAAACAAAAGAACACAGAAUGUAUUUUUACACAAACUGAACCUGUUUUUGAUUGUUGUGUAUAUUUUGUAGCUAGUUUCUAUUUUUUUUAAUUUAAAUUAUUGGAACAUAUUUAAGAUACAAAUAAAUGGUUCUGUUAAUACUGCACCAAAAAACGUACAUGGAUAUUUAUGAAGGAUUUGCUCGCUUUUGGAUGCUUAACCAUCAAAUCACAUAUUAGAAUUGUGUUUGUCUUUAUGCACAUCACCAAAUGGGAAACCAAGUUAGAUCUGUAUCUGCCAGGAAAGGAAGAGCCCUCAAAAGCUUUGCAGGGUUUAAUGGUGAGAAUGUCUGACUCAAACUUCACUGUUAUUUCAACCAGAGGACAUUCUAGGCUAACACAAUUCAAACAUACAGAGAAUGCUGACCUUCAGUGCGUCAGAACUGUAGUUCACCGCAGGAUGGACAUCAUGGGGACACCAGGAGACACGAGGAGACACAGGAGCUGAGGUCAGAUUAUCUGCUCAUUCCUCUCUUCUUUUUUUCAUUUCAGUCCCAAACACUGGGAGGGUUACUUUAAUAAUGUUAUAUGGUUCAAUUACUUCAUUUUAUUUUAUUCAGUAACCUAUUCUGUGAAUCAAAAAGUAAUUUAACCUGAUAACUUUGGUUCAUUUUGGAUUACCCCAAUAUCAAAUGCAAUACAAAUAAAUACAAUAGAAAGUAAGUAUGAAUAAGAUGUUUUUGCUCAAGUGUUUUAUGUAAGACAACAGAGCAAUGUGACCGUAGAAGAAACCAAGAUAUUUAGGAAUGUUUCCUCUGGAAACCUGCCUUUCAAACAGCAUAAUGCGAACAACACAUAAUGCUGUUUCGAAGCAAAAAUAAUGUCCCUUUUUUUAGUAACAUUAUAAUCAGUGAAAUCUGAGUACAUAUUUUUUUAAUGUAACUAAGGGAAUACAGUUACCCUUUUUUGUAUUCUGGUUGAUUUUCCUGUUCAUGAUGAUGUAUUAGCUUGAAUUGAUCUGUGUUAUGAUCUUGUAAUAUAUCCAGAGGCUCUCUGCUGAACCAUUGAUCUGAAAAUGUCUCUGUUCCCUAGCUCUGCUUAUAGCGUCGGCAAUACAACCUAAACAGAGUUUGGGUUGUAUUAGCAGUUUCUGAGAGUUGUACAUGUAUUCUAAUAGUGUUAAUCUGACUGUAUAGUAUUAUAUAUGAAUACUAUAUGAAUUUGGAACGGCGACAUGGUGUCUUCUGUUCUGGUGUUAAUAUGUUACACUCUAGUCUUAAGACAUAUAUUCUAACAUCAUAGAGUUAAUAAUGUAAACACUUUUCCAGUGGUUCCCAUACAAAGUGUUAGUUUCAACUCUGGGUGUUACAUUUGCGAUUUCAAAUUUGCUGUAGGUGAGUAGGUAACCUAAAAUGAAUUGUUUCUGCAUAAAGACAUAUUGGAGCAUAGAAAUAAAGCAACAGGGAAUAAUCUGA